AUGGAGAACGAGAACAUACAGCUUCUUUUCAUGCUACUUCCGAAGCUUCCUCUAAUACUUCGGGUGGCCAUCUUGCAUAUCCUCCGGCUCUCGGAGCCAGCUCGAUACUUGGAUCUUCAAAGCGCCAUCAUCGUGUCCGUCCUCCGAUCAUUUCUUGCCCCGGACCGUCCGGUUAGCAUAUCGAAAACACAACGGCUUACCUUGAAAGAUCCCGGAAUUAAGGGAAGGAUAUGGGUUAGCAAGUAUACUGCUCCACCACCGCCGGAGACGGCGGUCCGAGAUGCACUGGUCUCUGCCAUUGAUCGUUUAAGCGACGCGGCAGGCUCCCGUGCACCCACCAGAGGACCGGAUAUUCUGCCGGUCGAGGCUGAGUGGACCGGCUACCGAGCUGAAGCGAAACCGAACUCUACUCUCCCCGACAUAACAGAGAAGGAAAAGUACGACGAGCUUAUGAAAGAAUGCUCUAGCGCAACUACGAUUUUGUACUUGCAUGGGGGUGCAUACUACCUCCUAGACCCAUCAUCGCAUCGACCGACGACCAAAAAGCUGGCAAAACUUACCCAGAGCCGAUGUUAUUCAGUCCGAUAUCGCCUUGCUCCACAGAACCCCUUCCCUUCGGCCCUCCUGGAUGCGCUCGUCUCGUACUUGACCCUUCUAUACCCCCCACCCAACUCCUUCCAUGAACCGGUGCGGCCGGAACAUAUAGUCUUCGCUGGCGACAGUGCCGGAGGAAACCUUGCACUCGCGUUGUUGCAAACCAUCUUGGAGAUCCGGCGGCAGGGUCGAACGAUUGCAUGGUUCGGGCAAGAACGCGAGCUCCCUCUCCCGGCCGGUGCAGCGCUGAGCUCCCCCUGGGUGGACCUUACUCUCAGUUCUCAAUCCUGGGAGAGGAAUGCGGAGUUUGAUUAUUUACCCAGUAUGACUGCGAAAGUGGCAGACGAAUUUCGUCCUUGCGAAGCAUGGCCGGCAGAACCACCUCGAGUGAGUCUUUACGCCGACGACCAUCUUCUUGACCAUCCUCUUGUCACGCUCGUCAUGGCGCAGGACUGGACCGGUGCACCCCCGAUUUUCAUGAGCACGGGCUGGGAGCUGCUGGCCGAUGAAAACAAGUUCAUUGCCCUGAAGUUGAAGAAGAAUGGCGUCAAGGUUAUCUUUGAGGAAUACGAGGCUAUGCCGCACUGCUUUGCCAUGGUGCUCACGAAGCUACCUGCCGCGAGGCGAUGCUUUGAUGGCUGGGCUGGAUUCAUUCGAACGGUAGUAGAAAACCAGGAAAGCAUUACACCCAAGGCAAUCACGGUGAAGGCUAAGACAUUGGAGGAGGUUGAGCUCGAUCUGGAAUCGGAGGACCUCGUGGAGGAACAGGUGCAAGAACGUGUCCGGGCACAGAUCAAAGCUCGCCUAGCAUCUCCCCCGUCCAAAUUAUGA
This is a messenger RNA of Scedosporium apiospermum, 1425 nucleotides long. RefSeq lists its product as uncharacterized. Gene Ontology annotation, molecular function: hydrolase activity. The transcript is spliced from 2 exons. The coding region runs from base 1 to 1425 and encodes 474 amino acids. The record is from RefSeq and is a predicted model, not a curated record. NCBI's taxonomy places the organism in Eukaryota, Fungi, Ascomycota, Sordariomycetes, Microascales, Microascaceae.